Messenger RNA from Theileria equi strain WA, 1506 nucleotides. RefSeq lists its product as hypothetical. Lineage: Eukaryota; Apicomplexa; Aconoidasida; Piroplasmida; Theileriidae. The transcript has 8 exons. The record is from RefSeq and is a predicted model, not a curated record. The coding region runs from base 1 to 1506 and encodes 501 amino acids.
AUGUUAUAUAUAUCACAUUUCGUUAAAAAAUUGGAGAAGUUAUCGCAUUUUGUUCCAAUUAUUGGACAUUCUCUAUUAAACUAUCAUACUUUAUCCUGUUCUACGCCAAUUGGCAACCUGCCUGGGAUUAGCACAUCAAACAAUGGAUACUCUCGUUUUAAAACGUUAAAAAUUUCAAGAUAUCCUAACAGAAACAGCUGUUUCAGCUCAACUGCCAUAGAUCAUUGCUAUAAGACACCUGCAAGUAAAAGCGUAUUCUCAGAUAUAUCGAGGAUAGAUUCCCUCACUCCCAGGGAACUUCGUACAUUGUUAAAUGAUGCUAUCACAUCAAAAGUUGACGAUGUUUUGCUGUGGUCUAAGGCAGUAUCGUACUGCAUAUCGCACGCCGAUAAUUUCAAGUUUUUUGAUAUUUUGUCCGUUUUAGAUUCAUUAACAAAGGCUAAGGUAUACGAUAAGACAUUGUUGGCCGAAUUUUCUCGGAUAUUGACCAUGCAAGUACCAAAGAUGGAACCAAGACACUUUGUACAGGCUAUACAUAUUUUCGCUUCCACUGGGACAUUCCCAGAGUUACUAUUUCUGGAGAUAUUUUAUGGGAUAAUAAGACAAUCUGAUAAGAUGUACGCAAGCGAAUAUGUGGAUAUUUUCUUAUGUCUAGCUAAAUGGGAUAUUAAGAACCAGCAACUUUUAUCAGCAUUAUUAAAAUCAGUUGCCAAGAAUGUGAGCAUGUUGCGAUACGCUGAUAUUGUACAAAUUAUGGCCUGUUGUAAAAUUUUGGAGGUAUCUGAUGAAACAUUUUAUUUUAUCAUGGACUCGUGGCAACAAAAGGAGCUUGCCAUGAUGACAAUACAGGAACUUAUGGAUGCUUGCAAGAGAAUGUUUUCUAUCGAAGUAAAAUGGGCUCCAUAUGAGGAAAUGCUAUUCAAAGAAUUUAUAAAGCAAACGACCGAGCUUGACAGCGUGGGAAUAUCUCAAUUAGCAGACCCUUUCGAUUGUUUGGAUUUUUUACGACGAAUAAAUUCUCUUUCUAGAGAGUACCUACUUGCUCUAUCAAAGUGGUGUGCGGAUGCUGUUCAUAAGCCUCCAACAAGGUCACAGAAGAGACCACUUACCCAUCAGCUUGUUCAACUUUACAAUUUAAUAUGGGAAUACGAAGUUGAUGACAAAUACGUUGACAAAGCAGUGCUAAAGUUUGUUACAUCCAAAGGAGGGUUGCAACUAAGGAGUCCGAAACCAAUUCCAACGGUCUACAAACCCAGACGUAGAUAUAUCUACACCGAAGAUCCAAAGGAUCCUGGGAAAACAGGAGAACUUGCGUAUAUAGAUGAGGAACCAGCAGAAGAGAGAGGUGAAGAAUCUCAAGAUAACGAUAUCAUAAAGGAACUGGAACCUUAUCCUAAGUGGAUCGAUAAUAUUAAAAUAAAGGAGUCUACGCAAAGUUGUGGUAAGGCAGCAUUUAGACCUAAACCCAUCAAGGCUCGCCACAAAAACGUUCCAGUACAAGAGUAG